Planococcus citri (citrus mealybug) is the source of this 631-nucleotide messenger RNA. RefSeq names its product bombyxin A-2 homolog. The record is from RefSeq and is a predicted model, not a curated record. The transcript has 3 exons. Lineage: Eukaryota; Metazoa; Arthropoda; Insecta; Hemiptera; Pseudococcidae. Gene Ontology annotation, cellular component: extracellular region. Gene Ontology annotation, molecular function: hormone activity. The coding region runs from base 127 to 501 and encodes 124 amino acids.
UUAAAAAGGAAAUUUUAUUAGAUUUCGGCCUCAAGUCGUUGAAGAUUGCAACAGUGAGUUGAUGGAAUAAAUUUUGCAAAGGUUUACUACAGUACCUACCCAUUCGUAUACCUACAUUAAAACACAAUGACUUCAAUAAUCACUAUCACUAUUUUAAUUGCAAUGCCAGUAUACAUAUUCGGUUAUGAAAGAAAUAAAAAUGAACCAAUUAAGGCAUGCGGUAGUGCUUUAGCCGAAGUUGUGGCUUCAGUUUGUGAUAGUGUAUACAAUCUCCAGAAAAGAGGCGAUGCGCAAAAUGAUGACUUGGAACCAGAGUAUUAUUAUAAUCACGAAAUGUUCAUCGAUACAGAUUCCUCAUACCCAUUCAGAUCAAAAAGAAGCGCUGCACUGAUGUUCAAACCCUUCAGAGGAAAUAAAAGGAACGGAGGAGCAGUCAGCAUAGUACAUGAAUGUUGUAUGAAAUCUUGCACAGUCAACGAAUUGACGGGUUACUGUGGUUAACAUUUUGCCAGAUUUUAUCCCGAACUCACUCAGCAAUGUUAUGAACGAAGUCAUUUUUUUGUAAGAAUACGAAUACGAAGGUAUUAAAAUUAGUUGGAAAGUGUUGAUAAAUAAAUUUUUUCACCAGUUA